AUGGAUGACAAAAAAUUAGUGAUUUCACCAAAAAUCCGAGCAAGAGCAAGACCCAUCAGAGAAAUAAUGAAAACGGCUGCAGUCCCUCAUUACCACCUGCCUCCCAUAACUCCUGGACGCCAGCUUCACGAACUGAUGGCAGUCCUCGCAGACUCUGAGGUUCUUAACGAUCCGAAUGGGGCCGCCCGCUUGGGUGCUCAGCAGCCCGAAGGCAAGAGCCAGCUUCUCACUGUGAAGGAGAAGCGCCCUCUCCCUCUCUUCCGAGCCCACAUCCUGCAACACGGUGGAAAGGUUGGGGACGUACCCUUCUCUCCGCAGCCUCACAACCAUCAGAUCUAGCAUCUCAUAGAUCUCUCCACUGCGGGGAUGGUCGCAGCCGCCGGCGAGGAACUCGUGCAUCUCGCCGCCGACCUCGAUCGAGCUGCACCCGGGCUUCUUCUUGAUGCCUUUAUCCUUCAUCGUCCUCCUCACCAGCGCAGCGUCCUCCCACCUCUUGGCCUUGGAGUACACAUUGGACAGCAAGACGUAAUUCCCGCAGCUCUCGGGGUCCAACUCUGUGAGGCGGAGGGAAACGUUCUCGGCCAGUUCGACAUCUCCAUGGAUCCUGCAGGAGCUCAGAAGCGAAGACCAAAUGACCAAGGGAGGUAG
Molecule: messenger RNA, 648 nt
Organism: Spirodela intermedia
Lineage: Eukaryota; Viridiplantae; Streptophyta; Magnoliopsida; Alismatales; Araceae
Source: the annotation of a GenBank genome assembly